Ochlerotatus camptorhynchus is the source of this 1179-nucleotide messenger RNA. RefSeq lists its product as uncharacterized. Bases 163 to 1179 code for a protein of 338 amino acids. The record is from RefSeq and is a predicted model, not a curated record. The transcript has a single exon. Gene Ontology annotation, biological process: DNA integration. Gene Ontology annotation, molecular function: nucleic acid binding. NCBI's taxonomy places the organism in Eukaryota, Metazoa, Arthropoda, Insecta, Diptera, Culicidae.
UGGCCGCAAUCUAAGCAAGUCGAACCGGAGAUCAAAUGAUUCCACGCCAGACUGGAAUCCUUCACCGUAGUGGAUGGGUGCAUUCUGUUUGCCGAACGACUCGUAAUUCCAUCGAAACACCAAAAACGAUGCUUGGACUAGCUUCAUCGAGGCCAUCCGGGUAUGCAGCGGAUGAAAGCGAUUGCCAGGAGCUACGUGUACUGGCCGUCACUCGACGAAGACAUCGUUGGUUACGUCAAGGCCUGUGCGCAGUGUGCGUCCGUUGCGAAGUCUCCUCCUCAUGCUACACCGAUGCCGUGGCCGAAAACAGUUGACCCACGGCAACGCGUUCACAUCGAUUACGCCGGACCAAUCGAUGGUGACUACUUCUUAAUCGUCGUCGACUCUUACUCCAAAUGGCCUGAGAUUGUCAAAACGCGCAGCAUUACAUCGAUAUCCACAAUUGCCAUCUUGCGUGGACUCUUCGCUCGACUGGGGAUGCCGGUAACACUGGUCUCGGACAACGGAACACAAUUCACCAGUGCAGAGUUUGGCAAAUUCUGUGUUACGAACGGCAUCGAGCACCUCACGACAGCCCCGUUCCAUCCACAAUCAAACGGACAAGCAGAGCGUUUCGUGGAUACAUUCAAAAGGGCCGUCAAGAAGAUCCGAGAGGGAAGAAGAACAAUGGAUGAAGCAAUCGAUACGUUUCUCCUCACGUACAGGAGCACGCCAAAUCACUCUGUACCAGAAAACAAGACGCCGUCAGAGGCUAUGUUCGGCCGUAAAAUCCGAACCAGCCUUGAGUUGUUACGCCCGCCUCCCGCGCCCAUGGCAGUUCCAGAAGAGCAGAAAGAACAGCAGCGACGAUCGUUCAACCGCGACGAUGCUGUCUACGCCAAGGUCUACACCAAAAACACCUGGAAAUGGGUACCUGGCAUAGUUCUCGAGCGAAUCGGUAACGUAAUGUAUAACGUGUGGACCGAUGCUCGGAUGCUGCGCUCGCACGUCAACCAGUUGCGUAGUCGAAAUUCCACGAGUUCGAAUGCCAAGUUACCAGUCAGACAAGCCGUGAGCUCACACAGUUCAUUUCCGUUGAACGUCCUGAUGUCUGCCUGGAACCUACCUCAGUCACCGUCGUCGCUUGCACUGGACGAGCCCGUCCAAUCAUCAUCAUCGCAAGCCUCAGCAUUAGAGUGA